Molecule: messenger RNA, 1368 nt
Organism: Penicillium alfredii
Lineage: Eukaryota; Fungi; Ascomycota; Eurotiomycetes; Eurotiales; Aspergillaceae
Product: FAD-dependent oxidoreductase
Exons: 2
Coding region: 1-1368 (455 amino acids)
Molecular function (GO): FAD binding; oxidoreductase activity
Source: RefSeq, a predicted model, not a curated record
AUGGCGACGACUUCAUUUGUGGAAUUCUUGAAACAAAACCCCUCCAUCAAGCACUAUACCCCGACAUCCCCAGAGUUCGGGUCGGUCAAAACCGCCUUUCGCACUCUUUCGUACAAUCCAUCGGCGAUUGCACGCCCUCAAACCGCAGAUGAUGUGGCCGCUCUCGUCAAGCACUGCGUCGCCACUGACACCCAGUUUGUUGUCCGCACCGGUGGCCAUGAUGUCCACGGCCGGUCCACACAGCCGGAUAUCCUGCAGAUCGAUAUGCGGGACAUCAACUACGUCGAUGUCGACUCGUCGAAAGAAACUGCCCGGAUUGGCGGUGGUAUCCUCUGCAACAAGCUUCUAGAAGAUUUGACACCGCAUGGCCUGAUGACCCCGACAGCAUCGGUAGGUAACGUGGGGUACAUGGGCUGGGCUACAUUGGGUGGGUAUGGGCCCCUGGCGACGACCCUGGGACUCGGCGUCGAUCAGAUCUUCGGGGCGAAGGUUGUCAAUGCCUCGGGAGAGGUGGUUGAUGCUAAUGAGAGAUUGCUGGAGGGUCUCCGGGGCGGAGGUGGGAGUUUGGGCAUCGUGGUCGAACUUAGAAUUAAACUGUAUCCGGCGCAGGAGAUGCAAGCGGGUAUGAUUGUGUUCGACCCGAAGAGCCUGUCCACCACAGUCACCACGGCGUUGACCAACUUGACCCGGCUCCAUGAAACCACCCCCGUCCCCGACAAUCUCGAUCUUCAGCCAAUCGAGGUGAACAUCCCCGACGUUGGAAAUGUUUUUGGGGUGUGUUUUGCCUGGUUUGGUUCCUCUAGCGACCAGUCGAAAGAAUGGCAAGAGAAGAUCUCGAGUCUGGCGCCCGUGAUGAUGUCUACCAUAAAAACGACUUCAUUGAUGGAAUAUGUCAGCGAGGUCUCGUCGGUGGUUCCAUCCAAAGUGUAUGCGGGCAAUUUCCAGACGGUGAAUCUUGCCGGGCUGAGCGUAUCUAAGUCAACGAUCGAGAUUUUGGCCAAAUACGCCGAGACGAUGCCCCCGACAGGAGCGCUGAUUUGCCUCCACUAUCUGUAUGGGCCUUCCGUCAAAGGGCAGUCUUUGCCGGGCGUCUUUGCGAACCGAAAGCCACAUCAACUGGUAGAAAUCUCUGGGUUGACUGCCACGCCUGAGGUUGCUGAUGAGGGAAAGACAUGGGUGAAUCAGUUCGCUGAGUGUAUCAAGAAGACCGAAGGUCUCAUGGAAGGAACUUACAUUUCCCUGACCCCGAAAGAAGAUGUGGACUUGAAGAAAAUCUAUGGGGACCGUUUCGAAAGGCUGCUGGAGUUGAAAAGGGAGUUUGAUCCCGCCAACGUGUUCAAACAUACGUUGCCUCGGCUCGAUAUUUAG